Molecule: messenger RNA, 2388 nt
Organism: Glycine soja
Lineage: Eukaryota; Viridiplantae; Streptophyta; Magnoliopsida; Fabales; Fabaceae
Product: probable basic-leucine zipper transcription factor J
Exons: 3
Coding region: 13-2388 (791 amino acids)
Cellular component (GO): nucleus
Molecular function (GO): DNA binding; DNA-binding transcription factor activity
Source: RefSeq, a predicted model, not a curated record
UCAUCAAAAGCAAUGGAUUCUAUGGAUGAUCACAACAUGACUAUUGAUCUCUUGGACACUUCAAUGAGAACCAUUGAAGAAGAAGGAAUGAUUGAAGAAGAAGGAAUGAUUGAAGAAGAAGAAGAUGAAGAUGAAGAAGAAGAAGAUGAUGACGAUGAUGAUAAUGGACAAAAAAAAGUGUUAACGAUCGAGGAACUUGAAACGAGGAUGUGGAGAGACCGGAUGCUGCUGAGGAAACUUAAGGAUGAGAGAAAGGAGAAAGAACAAGGGCAAACAGUGGAGAUGAUGAAGAAGAAGGCCUUGACUCGUGCACAAGACAUUGUGCUGAAGAACAUGCUCAAGAUGAUGGAGGUUUGUGAUGUAAGGGGUUUUGUUUAUGGCAUAAUUCCUGAUAAGGGGAAGCCAGUGAGUGGUGCUUCUGAUAACCUUCGUGGUUGGUGGAAGGAAAGGGUUAAGUUUGAUCGUAAUGGUCCUGCUGCAAUGCUGAGGUAUGAUGAAGAAACUGGGUUUGACGACCUGCGUAAUGAAUUCAGUGGAGACCCAUCAUCAGCAUACCGUUUGAGUGAUCUCCCAGACACAACCCUAGGGUCACUCUUGUCAUGUCUGAUGCAGCACUGUGAUCCCCCUCAGAGGAGGUACCCUCUAGACAAGAAUGUUCCCCCACCCUGGUGGCCCACCGGGCUUGAGAUCUGGUGGCCCGAGCUGGGCUUUGCUGUCGACCCAGGCCCACCUCCCUACAGGAAGCCCCAUGACCUCAAGAAGGUAUGGAAGCAGUGCGUGCUGACCGCAGUGAUCAAGCACAUCUCCCCUGACAUCACCAAGAUCAAAAACAUGGUGCGGCUUUCGAGGACCCUUCAGGACAAGCUCACUGCCAAGGAGACUGCUAUUUGGAGUGCUGUUGUGAAACGUGAAGAAACCCUUGCUAGAAGAUUGCACCCUCAUUUGUUCCCAGCCAAACCAAUUAUCAGAAGGCCUCAUCAUGCGAUUCGUGGUUAUGAUAUUGAAGGAAGUGGUGCUCGUGCUAGGAACUUUCUUGGGGGCCAAAGUAGUCAUAACCCACCACCAACUUCCAAUGUUGCUGCUCAUAGUAAUAAUAGUAUGCUUCUAGCAAGUGGAACUGCUAGAAGUUUUCUUGGUGGCCAAAGUAGUCAUAAUCCACAACCAACAAGCAAUGUUGGUAAUGGUGGUGCUAGAAAUUUCUUUGGGGGGCAAAAUUAUCCACCACUUACUAGCAAUGUUGAUAGUGGUGAUGGUAGAAGUUUUCUGGGAGGGCAAAAUAAUCCACCGCCAAUAACUAGCAAUGUGGCUAAUGGUAUUAACAAUAAUAAUAGCAUGGUUACAAUGAACAAUGGCAUUGUUUUGCCACCAGAUCAUGGUGCUAAUAAGAGAAAGGAAGUUCAAGGCAUCACAAUUCCUCAUGAUACCUAUUCCUGCCAUAGCUCUCAGUGCCCUUAUCAUGAAACCAGCUUUGGAUUCAGUGACAUGAAUGUGAGGAACAAUCAUCAGCUGGCAUGCAUAUACAAUAAUGGCAACAACAACAACAACAACAUUGUGCAAGUGGUUGGUGGCGGUGGUGGAGGCUCAAGCUCUUCACAGCUUGGACCUGGAAACCCUAAAAACAAUGUUAAUGUGGCUCUUGGUCAAUCUAUGCACAUUGCUGCACCAGUUGUGAAUCAGACUCAGACUCAGAAUCUUACUAUUGGUCAACCUAGGCAUAGUGCUGCACCAGCUGUGAAUAAUCAAAACCAGACUCUUAAUGUGAUCAGUGACAACAAUAAUUCUGGAGAAAUAGGGUCAAAUGGUUCGAUGCACAACAUGAAUGUUGUUGUUCCUCUAGGAAACCAAAACCAGCAGCAGGUGCAAAAUGUUCUUCAGCCUCAGGUGGUGGACAGCAACAAUUUCUAUGGUGGUGGAAGGGUUUCUUUGGACAAGAAUAAUAAUAAUCUCUUUGGCAACAACAGCAUGAAUAUUAAUAGUGUUCCUCCUCUUCUAGUAUGCCAAAACAUGCAGCAGGUGCAAAGUGUUCAGCCUCAGGUUAUGGACAAGAAUUUCUUUGUUGGUGGAAGGGUUUCUCUGGACAAGAAUAAUAAUAAUCUCUUUGACAACAACAUGAACACUUUUCCCCUUCUAGGAAGCCAAAACAUGCAGCAGGUGCAAAAUGUUCAUGAGCCUCAGGUUAUGGACAAGAGUACUUUCUUUGGUGAAAGGGUUGGUGGUGGUUACAAGCUGAAUAAUGCUGAUCAAGUGCAUGGAGAUUUUUCAACAUCAACAUCAAUGGAUCCUUCUUCCUAUGAUCAAUGGGAUGCAACUAAUAAUUCCCAAUCUGAUUUUAUGGACUCUCCUUUGUUGGCAGCACCGAGCCAGGAUUUCCUUUGGCUAUACAAUUAA